GCAUAGAUUGGAGGGUUGUAUGAUAUUGAUUAUUGAAUCUCAGAAGCUAGCUGUGUCUUAUUCUGCAUCGAGGACCAGCUUGGAAAUGGAAGCUCUUCUAUCUAUCUCUAUUCUCUAGUCUUUUUCGCACAACCAGCCAUAUCUUUCAACUUCCAAAUUCACUAUUACGAAACUGCAAGAUACUUCUACCUACACUUCAUCAUACAUAUUUCUCUCUCUGUCCCCUACCACUCUUCAAUAUAAUAUUCCUUUUAUCUCAAGCGGUGGAACACUCUCCUCCACCACAUUAAUGUUUGUCUCUUUGUAGUUUUGUAUUCAUCAUGUUCAUUGUGCAGUGAUGAAUUCAAGUGUUUGGCUUCGGCAUCUUCUUCUCAUGCUGCUUCAUUUAUUGUCAAGUUUUAUUCUCAUUUUGGACCACUGAGCAGGGAGCAGAUUCUUUUAAUGCCAAGAUAAAAAAAUAUAAAAAGGUUUGAUCUUUGGUUCCUCGAAGCAAUUGAUGACGGUGUCAAUGAAUUUGUAUUACUUACAAGUUGUUCCUGUGCGAUUUGGCUGUGAAAUUUGACAAUUGGGUAUGAGUGGUAGUUUCAGUUUUUUAGCAUAGGUUGAGAACAUGAACAGAAGGGUCAGGACUAGGAAGCUCCAAUUCCAAUUCAAUAGCCCAUGAAAAAGUAAUUGAAGUUUGGUACAGUCAGAGGUCAGAAAAGGGUACAUUCAUGUCACUUAUGAUGAAGGGAAGCUUGAGAGUUGCAAAUAAAAGUGGAAAAGCUUCUAGCAGAGAAAGAAAAUUGGCUUUGCAACAAGAUGUGGAUAGGUUGAAGAAGAAGCUUAGGCAUGAGGAGAACAUCCACAGGGCAUUGGAGAGGGCUUUCAAUAGACCCUUGGGAGCUUUGCCUCGUCUUCCUCCUUAUCUCCCUCCCUAUAUACUAGCCCUUCUGGCUGAAGUGGCAGUUCUGGAAGAGGAAAUUGUGAGGCUUGAAGAGAAGGUUGUGCAUUUCAGACAGGAUUUGUACCAGGAAGCUGUCUACAUGUCAUCUUCAAUGAGGAAACUGCAACAUUCAGUUUCACCUUCUCCAGACAAGUCAAAUACAACAAUGGAUAGUCCCAAGUUGGAUAAAUUAAAGUCUCAAUCUGGUAAUUCAGCAACAACAUCUGCAACUAGGUCUACCACAACACUCACUGAGGAUAGACAAGGGAAAGACAAUCAAUCCUGUAGUAAUUCUUCCAAGAGCAGGCAGCAAUCCUCCAACCAAAUUAAAAAAACUCCAAUUAAGAAUAUUCAUUUUGACAAUAAAUCACUGCAGAAAAGAUGGGAUCAUCCUAAAAGGAAGCAAGAACCAAGGGUGAACAACCAGCAAAUUGCAGAUGUAAGAAGUCAUAGUGCACAUAAAAAUUCAUCAGAGGCUGAGAGUCCAAAUAUAAUUUCAGAAAAUAUUGUAAAGUGCUUAUCAAACAUUCUCUUGAGAAUGAGUGCUGUGAAGAAUCCAGGUUCUGCAAGUGACAUACGACCCUUGUGGGAUCUAAAACCUCAAAACUGUGAUGAAGGAGCAGAUUUUGGGGAUCCAUAUGGCAUCUGGUUGGAAUUUGGAAAGAGGGAUAUUGGUCCAUACAAGCAACUAUGUGCAAUUGAUGCUAAAUCUUUCAAUCCAAAACGAACUGCAAAUACUUUGUUUUUACUACAUCGGUUGAAACUUCUUUUAAGGAAACUAGCCUCUGUCGACUUGGAAAACCUCAAUCAUCAGGAGAAGCUCGCAUUCUGGAUCAACAUCUACAACUCGUGUAUGAUGAAUACAUUCAUAGAGAAUGGCAUACAAGAGAGUCCUGAAAUGGCUGUUGCACUUAUGAGGAAGGCAACAAUAAAUGUGGGUGGACACGUGCUAAGUGCAACAACCAUAGAGCAUUUCAUUUUAAGACUUCCUUAUCACUGGAGAUUUACGUUUUCCAAGGGAACAAAAAAUCAUGAAAUGACAGCAAGAAGUAUGUAUGGACUGGAGCUGUCAGAACCCUUAGUCACAUUUGCUCUCUCUUGUGGAACUUGGUCUUCUCCUGCUGUGAGAGUUUACACAGCAUCCCAGGUUGAGAAUGAACUGGAAGUGGCCAAAAGAGAGUACUUACAGGCAGCAGUUGGAAUUUCAGCUUCAAAGUUUGCUAUCCCAAAGCUGCUGGAUUGGUAUUUACUGAACUUUGCAAAAGACUUGGAAUCAUUGCUGGAUUGGAUCUGUCUCCAGUUACCAAGUGAACUGGGUAAAGAAGCCAUUAAAUUCCUUGAGGAAAGAAAAACUGAGUCCCUCUCACAAUUUGUGCAAAUUAUGCCAUAUGAGUUCAACUUUAGAUAUUUGAUAUGCACAUAAUUUCACUCCAGUUUUCUGUACAUUGCUCUAUUGCAAUUUUGUAUACAUCUGUAGAUCAUACAUAAUAAAAAUGUAGAUGAUCAUCUGUUCUCUCCUCCCAUUGGGGGUAAAAAUGCUCAGAUUCCUUCUUAUCAAUGAAACAAUCACAAUAUAACCGGUGGAAUUUGAACUUA
Messenger RNA from Cajanus cajan (pigeon pea), 2521 nucleotides. RefSeq lists its product as uncharacterized. NCBI's taxonomy places the organism in Eukaryota, Viridiplantae, Streptophyta, Magnoliopsida, Fabales, Fabaceae. The record is from RefSeq and is a predicted model, not a curated record.